Molecule: messenger RNA, 2043 nt
Organism: Debaryomyces fabryi
Lineage: Eukaryota; Fungi; Ascomycota; Pichiomycetes; Serinales; Debaryomycetaceae
Product: biotin--[acetyl-CoA-carboxylase] ligase
Exons: 1
Coding region: 1-2043 (680 amino acids)
Biological process (GO): protein modification process
Cellular component (GO): cytoplasm
Molecular function (GO): biotin--[biotin carboxyl-carrier protein] ligase activity
Source: RefSeq, a predicted model, not a curated record
AUGAAUGUCCUAGUUUAUUCGGGACCAGGUACUACUACAGAAAGCGUGAAGCACUGUUUAGAGACACUAAGACUUCACUUAUCCCCUUAUAAUGCAGUCACUUCUAUCUCAGAGAACUCAUUAUUGAACGACCCGUGGAUGUAUAAAACUUCGUUAUUGGUUUUACCAGGAGGAGCAGACUUACCAUUUUGUCGGGCUUUAAAUGGGGAUGGUAAUCGAAAGAUCUCACAGUUCGUCAAAAAAGGAGGUAAAUUUAUUGGAUUUUGUGCUGGUGGAUAUUAUUCUUCUAGUAGGGUUGAGUUUGAAGUAGGUGAUCCAAAAAUGGAGGUUUCAGGUUCUCGAGAAUUGGGAUUCUUUCCAGGAAUUGCUAAAGGAUGUGCUUAUAAGGGCUUCAUGUAUGAAUCACACGGAGGAGCCAAAGCUACUAAAUUGGCAGUUAAUACAAAUGCAUUGCUGAAUUGUGUUCCAGAAGCAUAUAACUAUUAUAAUGGAGGAUGUGUCUUUUUGAAUGCAUCAAAAUAUUCAAAUGUGGAAAUAUUGGCUAGAUACACCGAGCCACUAGAUGUGGAAGAUGAAGAGAAGGCAGCAGUUAUAUACUGCAAAGUUGGGAAAGGGGAUGUAUUAUUGACUGGAUCUCAUCCAGAAUUCACUCCACUGUUAUUGAGUUCCUCCGAUGGCGAUCGGAAUUUUCAACAAGUGAUUGAUACAUUAAACGAAAAUGAUUAUGGCAGAAAAGUAUUCAUGAAAGAAUGCUUACUCAAAUUGGGUUUGCGUGUUAAUGAGGAUGUGAAUACGUCGAUUCCCAAGAUAACACCAAUCUAUUUGCUGUCUAACCUAAACCCAACAAACAUGACUAAAUUGAUGAGCGAUUUGAAAGAAAAUCUUGAUUUUGUCAAUGGUAAUACAUUUGAAGAUAAUCACGAUACUUUCAGCUUCCACGAAGAGACAGAGGAAAUAAAUAGCUAUGCUUCUGAUUCAACAAAUGAAAUUGAAGAUCCACACGCAGCUGUCAAGCACAUCAAAGUGUUUACAUCUAGAAACUUACCUAGCAGCAAGGAAACGCCCUAUUUUGACAUGUCUACAUAUUUUGAAACAUUAGGAAUGUUGAGUAAGUACAGCGGUAAAGUUGGCGAUUUUGGAUCCAUGCUUGGGUAUGGAGAGGUUGUUAGCUCGACUAAUGCCAUGCUUGAGUCCAAUCCUCAUUUGCUCCGUCAUUUACCCAAUGGAUUCACGUUAUCAGCAACGACACAGGUAGCUGGAAGAGGACGUGGAGGUAAUGUUUGGAUUAAUCCUAAAGGCGUGAUGGCACAAUCUAUAUUGUUCAAGAUUCCGUCGGGCCAGAACCAAUCCUCUUCUAUCGUUACGCUACAAUAUUUAUGCGGAUUAGCUUUGAUUGAGCUGAUACUAGGAUAUGGUAGCAUAGAACCAGGAAAUGGUGUAGGGUAUGAAGACUUGCCAGUCAAAAUCAAAUGGCCUAACGAUAUAUUUGCGUUAAAACCAGAGUACUUCAAUUCUUUAGACGACAAAAAUGAAUUCACCCAGACUGUUGAUGGAGAUGAUGAGAAAUAUGCAAAGAUAUCGGGUGCUUUGAUUAAUUCACAGUUCUUGAAUAACCAAUUCCAUCUAGUUUGGGGUGUAGGUGUUAAUGUUUCAAAUUCUGCUCCCACCACAUCUCUUAACCUUGUAUUAGCAAAGUUAAAUGAAAUCAGAGAAAAAAAUGGCUUGAGUCCAUUACCUCCGUUCAAGCAUGAAGUAUUAUUGGCAAAAUUAAUGUACACUAUAGACCAAUUCUAUAGUGUAUUUAAGCAUUCUGGUAUUAAGCCAUUUUUACCAUUAUAUUACAAGAGGUGGUUCCACUCUUCACAAACCGUGAAGUUAGAUGCCCACGGGAAUGGCCAGACAAGAACAUGUAUUAUCAGAGGUAUUACGUCUGAUUACGGAUUGCUUAUUGCUGAAGAUAUCAAUAAUGGCGAAACAUUAGAAUUGCAACCUGACGGGAACUCAUUUGAUAUUUUCAAAGGAUUAGUCUACAAGAAAACUUAA